UGUGUGUGUGUGUGUGUGUGUGUGUGUGUGGGUCCCCCCUCACAACAUAAAGGCGACGUUCAGGGCGAAAAACUUGCAAUUCAUGGCAUGGAGGAGUCCGCGGGCGGCCGCAGCCCUCCGAUCUGUGUCCGGGUAGGCGGAUGAGGAGCAGAUCAUGGUCUGAACCCACUUAUCAUCGAGCCGAAGCAAAAGCCGCUCCAGUGUCCUCCUUCUUCUCCCCUCCUCUUCCCUGUCUUCUUUUCCUUGUCCUCGGUGAAAUCUGACACAACACCCGCGGGGUUUCUCUCCACCUCUGGACGGCGGAUCGAGGCUCACUGUCCCGCUGGGAGAGGGAUCGCCGGGCUCGUACCACAGCGUUUCUGAUGCCUUCAACUCGGAGCGAGAGGGACAACCCCUAGCCCCCCGUUUUUUACGCGAGGGACAGACACACGGACACCUCCGUCAUCCUCCACUUCAUGAGAAGGACUCGGCGCGGUGAACGGAGAUCAGAGAGCAGACGGGGACCAUGGCAGCUACUCUGUCGGCGGAGGAGGAACAGGCUACCAGGCAGUUUCUGGAGGAAAUCAACAAGUGGACCAGUCAGCAUGGAGUGUCGCCGUUGUCCAGGGAAUUGGCCGUCAAGUUUCUCAUGGCUCGCAAGUUCGACGUCCUGCGAGCCAUCGAGCUGUUCCACAGCUACAGGGAAACGCGUCUUAAAGAAGGAAUCGUCAGACUUCAGCCUCAGGAAGAACCUCUGCGCUCAGAGCUGCUCAGCGGAAAGUUCACUGUGUUGAGUGUACGGGACCCCUCAGGGGCCUCCAUUGCCUUGUACACGGCCAAACUUCAUCACCCGAACAAGACAGGCAACCAUGUGGUGCUUCAGGCCCUCUUCUACCUCCUGGAUCGGGCUGUGGAGAGCUUUGAGACCCAGAGGAAUGGCUUGGUGUUCAUUUAUGACAUGGCAGGAUCCAACUACACAAACUUUGAGCUGGACCUGAGCAAGAAGAUCCUCAACCUGCUCAAGGGGGCGUUCCCCGCCCGGCUGAAGAAGGUGCUGAUUGUCGGGGCCCCUGUUUGGUUUCGAGUGCCCUACAAUCUGCUCAGCCUGCUUCUCAAGGAGAAACUUAGGGAGAGGGUUCAGAUGGUGAAAAUGGCCGAGCUGCGCCAGCACCUCCCCAGAGACUGCCUCCCCCAGCACCUCGGCGGCCUGCUGCCUCUGGACGCAUACAGCUGGAACCAGCAGCUACUGGCGGGCCAGAACGGGCGGGUAGACCCAGUGGACGAGCUGGUGGGCAUCCCGGUGGAAGACGCUUCCAUUCACGUCCCCGGACCCGAGUCCAUGCGCCCGCAGGAGCUGCUGGCCCAGCUCGGCAGGCUUCAGCGCUCGGGCAUCCAUCUAGAGUAUGAGGAGCUGCGCAAAGAGCCGCCGCCUGGAACCUUCCACUGUGCACAAGCAGCCUACAAUCAGGAGAAGAAUCGCUACGGAGAUGUGCUGUGCCUUGAUCAAACAAGAGUUCGUUUGAAAGCCAGAAGGAACGAGAGAUCAGACUACAUCAAUGCGAGCUUCAUGGACGGCUACAAACAGAGGAGUGCUUACAUUGGUACUCAAGGACCACUGGAAAAGACCUACGGUGAUUUCUGGAGAAUGGUCUGGGAACAAAACGUGCUUGUUAUCGUCAUGACGACCAGGACAGAUGAGGGCAGUCGCAGGAAGUGUGGACAGUAUUGGCCUCUGGAAGAAGGGGGGCAGGAGGUCUAUGGCCAUAUGGCAGUGGUUAACCAAAGGGUUGACCACCACACCCACUACAACCACACCACCCUCGAACUGCACAACACUGAGACAUGUGAACAGAGACAAGUGAGCCAUUUCCAGUACCUCAGCUGGCCCGACUACGGCGUUCCCACCUCGGCAGUGACUCUCAUUGACUUCCUGGGAGCUGUGAAGAGACAACAGAGGAAAAUGGUGAAGGCUCUGGGGCUUCAGUGGACGGGUCACCCACAGGGACCCCCGAUGGUGGUCCACUGCAGCGCGGGGAUUGGGAGAACAGGUACCUUCUGUGCCCUGGACAUCUGUCUGUCCCAGCUACAGGACGUAGGCUCGCUAAAUGUAUGCCAGACGGUGCGACGCAUGAGAACACAGAGGGCCUUCAGCAUUCAAACCCCGGACCAGUACUACUUCUGCUACAAUGCCAUCCUGGAGCACGCCCAAAGGCAGGGCCUCCUCCCAACCAAUCAGUGAGCUUCAGCCCUGACCUCUCAAACCAGUCCACAGUCCUGAGAAUUCUGCAGUCAGUCUGUUAACCCCAAGCCGCGUUGUGUGACCAAUUAGCGAGCCCAGGAAAAGCUAACUUCCUCACAGAAGCCGUCUUUUGAAACUAGGCCAUUCUUCAUUUGCGAGCCAGACCCAGACGAGACAGCGACACGAAAAGGCUCGAGUGUUGACAUUACAGCGCACCAGCGUGAUAGCGUUCUCGCUUCCAACAAUGUGACAUUUUGUUUCUCGCUGAACACAUCUCAAAGUGUGAGGCGGCGCAAACAAACUGCUCCUGUGUUGUGCAGCUCUGCGGUCAGGCACGUUGGCUGAAGCGAGCGAGAUAAUGUUCAUCAAACCUUUUGUUUAUGGUUUAGGGGACCUUAAAGGAGUAGAUCACCCCAAAAUAAAUAAUCAAUCAUUAUCUACUCAUCUCAUAGCAGUUGAAACUCCACUGAAGUCUGUAAGACUGCAAACCUGAUUUGACUUUCAGUUGCAUUUUACUUCUCCUCAAUCCUGAAGUUAACAUGGACAUUGUGCACCAAAAAAAGGCUCGUUACUGUUCUCCCUACAACUGCUGUAUUAACCUUUUUUUGUGAAUAGGCAUAAAUACUGUGCACAAACCGAAUCAUGGCUACAUGCAUGAAGUAAGCAUGAAAGGUCAUUUUAAAAGAGCUGAGAUGGAACCACGGUGGCUGACUUUCAUGCUUUUUUUUAUGUACAAAUUGGAUUUACUGGAGUUUCAAGUGACAUGAGACGAGAGUAACUGACGCAGUUUUUAAUUUGGAGGUGAACUGAUCCUUUAACUAAACACACCAUUUUAAAAAAAUUCCAGCUUGAUCUCUGCUGUCAUGCAACAAUAAUAGGUUUUACUUUUUGUAGGUAAGUUUUUGCACCUCCUGUGCACAGGUGGCUGUAGUGCAUUUUUAACACGCGGCAUACGUCACGUUGAUGGUACGAGCUACUUCUGCACAGUCUCAGGAGAGUUACGCUGAACACAAGGAGGUGAAACUCGUUGCCAAAAAGCAGUUCGGUCAAAUUUUGCCAAGAAGUCGUUGUAUUCCUUCAAGGUUGCGUGAUGCAUUCUCCUCCGCCUCAGUAAACACCCCCGGAUGGCAGUAAAGAGGAGUAAAGCAUCCAAAAUGAUCAGGCUGUAAACUCCCCCCUGUGAUCGCUCAUUAAAUUGCUGUUCAUGUGAAUUCCUCUGUAGUUUUUCUUGUUUUUUUUUUCUGUAUGUAUCCGCUGAAACCUUCCAUCUCUCCUAAAUUCUGAGAUUUCUUGACUUGCAGUACAGACGGGGACCAGCGUCCGGCCGCCUUUUGCUCACGAGCAGUGCCAUCAUGCUUUAGUGACAGUGCGAAUGUAUUGCUAAGCGCCCACACACAUGCACACGCACAAAUCUAGAGUCUGCAGUGACGAUGCCAUCGAAGCGCACAUCUGUGUACAUCUGUGGAAUUCAUCGGUUAAGACCUCAUGAGUAGUGCAAUACUUUUCUUUUUCUUUUUUUUUUUUUUUUUACACAAACCAUGUCUUAGCACUUUUAAAAAACUAUUCCCAAUGUGCUCUGAGAUUAGUCACCAUGGCGAUAGGAUGGGACGACAAAUAAAACCUAAUAGUAACUCUGUAGGUCUACAUGUGAUGCUGGGACAACUUGAUUGUUAUUGUUAAAUUUAAUCAUGCUUAAAUAUAAAACAUUUAGUGAUAUUUUGGACUUAACUGUAAACAUCGGCACAGAGCUCAGUUGGGACAAAUCAAGAGGAUUUUACAGGGAAACCAGAGAUUAAUGACAGAAUACGCAUGUACAAAUCUGUGCCUAUACCCUAUAAAGUCCUUCUUGGGCACUUGAGAGUCAGAAAUUUUGUCUGAAGUAUAUUUUCAUUAUUAAUAUGUUACUUUAAGUUCUACAGACUGUGGUUGUAUUCAGUGCUUUCAUCUGGUCCCAGUAUCUUGCCAUUAUUGUAGAGUACACGUACAAAAACUGUCUGUGUCAUACGUUGCAUUGUGUUGUUGCCGGGUGAAAAAAAACAAACAAACAAAAAAAAAACGUGUUCUUUGCUACAGAAUUCAUAUUGAAUUUGCUUGUAGUGAAGCAUUUUUAAGUCUGCCAUCGUCAUGCACUCUGAUUUUAGAAUUAUUUUUCCUUUCAAUGACGGACGCAAAAUGUGCCCUGUUUUAUUUUUCUAUUGUAUUCAACAACUGUUUUCAUACGAUUACCCAGGAUAUACAGUUAUCUACAUUAAUUUUAUAUUUGUUUUAUUAUAACCUGUUACUUUAUCAUUCGUAUGACUAUUGAAUCAAGCUAUACUGUAUUAAAUACAAACUAUGUCAACA
Molecule: messenger RNA, 4561 nt
Organism: Chelmon rostratus (copperband butterflyfish)
Lineage: Eukaryota; Metazoa; Chordata; Actinopteri; Chaetodontiformes; Chaetodontidae
Gene: ptpn9a
Product: protein tyrosine phosphatase non-receptor type 9a
Exons: 13
Coding region: 506-2218 (570 amino acids)
Biological process (GO): protein dephosphorylation
Molecular function (GO): protein tyrosine phosphatase activity
Source: RefSeq, a predicted model, not a curated record